CAUCGGGUAAAACGGUUCGCGACUCGCAGGUGGGAUCUGUGACGGAUUUUCGUGGCGCAGAUUACGACGCGUGUUGACAUCGGACGCGCGUGAGUUUUUUUCUUUGGGUUUGCCCCGGUCAACCGGUGACAGUGCGGGUUCGUGAAAUGUGAUACUGAGGUUGGUGAAGAAUCUCGUGAAGAUAUUUUCUUUCUAGGGAAGAGUGCACAACUGAAUGGGCUAAACAAGCCAGCGGAAUGCGAAUCUGGCCAAACGUCAAAGUUUGUUGUUGACCGGAAGAGAGAAUUUUUGGUUGUGCAACCCCAACAGGCAUUGUCAAGUGGUCGUAAAGCAAUAGAAGAAGAAGCAGCUUGUUGCAACGGCCAACGAUUGACCAAUCGCGUACAAGAAAGCGGUGAAGAAAGUCAAGUGGUGUAAGCCGACAAAGGAAACGGCUCGGAAUCUGUGUCAAACGGAACAUGAUUUUCGGCGGUGCAACGCCGAACAAGAAGCAGAAGAAGAGCACGUGUGACUGACGCGUGGGAGUCGUUGAUGGUUCGGAGAUUCUAAGCCGGGCUUUUUUCGGUGCUGCGACGACGUAUUGUUAUGCUAAUAUUGUGUUUAACAAAUUUCACGAUGCAAUAAAGUGUUUUAGUGCGGUGGUUCUGCGGUGGUGUCCGCAGUGAAGAGAGAUAGGUGUUACGAGCAGAUCUAAAUCGUUUCGAUUGUUCUCAAGAGCAGUGCAGUGUAGUGAGGAACCCCGAAUUGAAGGGCCGGAAAUUGAAGUAUCAGCCGACACACUAGUUCUUCUCGUACGUCGACAGCAAAGGCAAAUUUUCCAACCCAAAAAAAAAAGCAAAGUCGACGAAGGAAGCGCUUCUGCAGCUGAUGGAAGUGAAUGAUUGGAUAAUUGGCGUCAGUGAAAUUAAUUGAGGUGUAUUCACGUGGGUUUGUUCGGACCGUGCCUGGCCACACUCUGGACCCGGAGCAAGUGGAGGAGGAGUUGAAAGUUUCGUGUCGUGGCCAAAGGCAUUUAAUUGAAAUAAAUGAAAACGACGACGGAGAAAUUCUCGCCUCGUUAGACGCCGAAUGACGAAAGGCCCCGCGCGCCGCUUCUGAGUCAAAGUUUUGGCUUGUGAGGGCAGAGCGGAGUAAAAAACAACAAACCUCAACGGCUCUAAGGGCCCUUCACCGGUCAUUUCCCGGUCGUCCAUGAAACGCCGACCCAACCAAGUUGAGAAAAAAACCUGCCAACGCAGCCGUCUCGCAGCGUUGAAGUAAAUUUCGGUGAAUAAUGAGUACGCAGCCAACGAACGGUUGCUGGCGAAAAAUGGGCUCCCCUAACGAGGGUGGUUUGAUGCCGUAAUAAAUAAAUUACGCCGAGCCAGACGCAAAAUUCACCCUCUCUCGCAGUAAGAGAGAGAGCCCGGUCUUGUUCAGGAAUCGCGAAAAAUCGAGGGAAAACGAACCAGCCUGACUGCAAGAUUGGCGUGCGUGAGAAAGAUAACGAGGUGGAAGCAUAUGCCACUCCCCCGCCGGAAAAAAGGCAAAGGAGCAGUGCUGCCAGAAAAAAGGACAACUUUGAAGCUGCUUAAGGAUGCUCACGGGUGCACAUUUAAAUUCAGCACCGUGAAAUUGAAAGUGAAGUUCACGCGACGGCAACAGGAGGAAGGAAAAGAAGCAGGAAUUUAAUAAGAGUGUGUUUUUACGUGAUUUCUUCUGUUUUGUUCGGCAAAUAAAUACGCAGUGAUUUUGUGUGUCCCCGGAAGGUCCCUUUCGAAAGGUGAAGCUUUGAAUGUUUGUGUGUGUUUUUGUUCGAAAAAGGAAGGACUGGAAAUAAAAAGUUGAAGAAGGUCGGAACUAUGUAAAUAAAUAUCAAAUUUAUGUUAAUAUAGUGAGAGAUAACGAAAAACUGGUGGAAAAUCUGAGCAAUUCUAAGCUGAUUUGGGGACGAAACGAAGCUUGGAAAAUUCACCGGUAGUAAAUUGUCCACGAAGAUGAGAGACGCACAAGCUCGGAUCGUCGCCGGGACAGCUUUUAAUUGAAUCCCACCAGUGGAGAGACGUCGACAGCCCAGACGACAUCAGCCCGAGAGACCUUUCCACCUCCCCCGCACAAGAUCGCUUGAGCGCACAUCUUGAGAAACCAUUUAUCUCCGCGUCCACGCGACGAAAGAAAGUAAGAGGCAGCCAUGACAGCCGCAGCGUCACCAGCGUUGACAGAGACCUUUCCAGGUCGUCCCAGAAGAAUCCCAUCGGCAGUCCCCCAGGUAAUCAGCAUACCGCUGGUUCUGCUGCUGCUGCUCCAACUCCCCCACCCGAUAAUUGGAUUCUGUCCGUCACUGUGUACCUGCGAGUCCAACCUGCGAACCUCCUGCAUCAACGCGUCCCUCGAGGUCGUCCCAAUUCAGCUGAACCCGGACGUGCGACACAUCAAUCUCACCGCGAACGCCAUCACGAACGUCCACUUUACGCUCGGGUUCUACUACCAGCUGGAGGUGCUGGACAUUUCGCACAACCGACUCGACACGCUCGGGUCGAAGAACUUUGAGGCGCAGGAAAAGCUGCGCACGCUCAACCUCAGUGAUAACGCGUUGACCAGCUUGUUGAAGGAUAGCUUCAAGGGGCUGCGGAGGUUGGAGAUCCUGCGACUGUCGGAUAACCGGAUCGAGAAGAUCCAUCCGACGGCGUUUCAUGGGUUGGCCAACCUGCUGGAUCUGGAUCUAAGCAACAAUGUGAUUGUCAGUCUUGAGGAAGGGGUCUUCAAACCACUACAAACGUUGGAACGACUCUCCUUGGAGAACAAUCAAAUUCUGGAGAUUCCAUACGAUGGAAAUCUGCAGCAUUUGAGAUCGCUGAGGCAUUUGGAUCUGGCGGUGAAUCUGAUUGAGUUUAUCGCCAACGAUAGCUUCAGCGGGUUGAGGGAGCUACGGUCAAUGCAGCUGGGAGGAAACGUGCUGACGGAGCUGGACCUGGGUGCGUUCAACGGGCUGAACGCGCUCAAGCAUCUCAAUAUGGCUGAUAAUAAUUUGACGAUCAUCCCCACGGUCCAGCUCUCCAAGCUGUACAACCUCACGACGCUGUCGCUCAGCGGCAACUCCUUCUUCCAGCUUCCGGCGGUGUCCUUCCUGAACCUAUUCCACCUGCGCGAGCUUCACCUCAACCGACUAGACCGACUCGAGCGGAUCGACUCCAGAGCCUUCGUCGACAACACGUACCUGCAGAUCCUGACGCUGGACGACAACCCUGCCUUUUCGGAACUCCCAACGCGCCUCUUCCACGGCAAUCCGAACCUGAUCGACGUGUCGAUGAGGAGGAACGCGCUCGUUACAGUGGACGCCGUCCAGUUUCCGCUGGACCGACUCCAGCGACUCAAGUUGGCGGGGAAUCCGCUGGUUUGUAAUUGUUCUAUUCGGUGGCUUUGGAGGUUGGUCACGGGGACGGUGGACGAGGAUGACAGUGACGGGGUGGGGCACGUUGGUGGGGACAGUUUGGCGAACAUUACUACGGUGCUGGUGAUCGACAAGGACGAGAUUGGGUGCGAUUUGAACGAGGAUGGGUUGGUUACGAGGAGGACGUUGCGGAACAUGAGUGAGGGGGAGAUGAACUGCCCGGCGCACUUGGUGACUAUGCUGGGGGUGUUUGGGUGUGGCGUCGUUCUCGCGUUGAUCACGGUUGCGUUCGUCUUCUACCGUCGGAGACUCCGCGCCAAGAAGAAGAUUCUGCAGGAGCGCAAGAACGUCCACGAGCGGAUCGUGCCGCAAAAGGUCGACAAGCUGGAGCUCGAGCGCUACCUCGCUCAGCAAGUCCUGGCCAACGACUACCGCGAGCUUAGACCGGCGGACGCCCCCAUCCGGUACGACUCCAAGUGCUCAACACAACCCCUGCACACCCCAGAUCCGGAAGAGUCCGACCAUUACGAAAACAUCGACUACCUGCAGCACCAGCGAGCCCUCAGCCAUCACUACAACCAUCCGUACCACCAGAACCAGCACCCGCACCCGUACCACCAGCAACUUCACGGGCCAACGGCCCCGGCCAUGACCCUCCAACACCCUGGACCGGGAGGUUACCCGCAGAAGUACGGCCCAGGAGCCAACGCAACCCUUCCAGUGCCUCAGCAUCAACAGCAGAGUCCAAAUCAGCCAAGAAGCGGUCAGAAGGCGUACUCGCCCAACUUCUUCAUCUACGUGGUGUAUUCGCACUUUGUGCUGCUGCUGCUGAUAUUAUGAUGAGCUAAUCGGAAACAGGGUGGUGAAGGUGGGGAGAGAAAGUCGUGCUGUGCUGUAAAAACUGUUGUAGGAAGAUGUUUUGUUUGUUAGGUGAAGAAAUUGAUAAGAAAAAAUGUUCGUUUUUUUUCAUGCUCCGUAAAAAAUCACAACUGAAUGAAUCGCUCAUUAAAGCCAUUUGCUACGAAAAUUAAAAUAAUAAGAAGAUGGUUUCCAGGCUGAAUCAUAACAAUGUUACCUUUGAAUAUGUUUCUGGGUUUCGUAAAAAAAUAUUUUGAAAAGUUCCGAUUCCGAUUGCGUUAUCCAAAAUAUUGUGUGUAAGAUUUUUUUUUCGAAUCAAAAUGUUUUUUUUUUUUUGUUUUGAGAAUAUUUUUUAAAAAAAUUUUUUAAUUGACGUGACAGUUUUCCUAAAGGAAGGAGAAGUAUGGUCAAAUCAGCCGCCGACAUUUUUGGAUUUUUGGAAAUGGUUGAAAUGUCAUACAAAUAAUUUUUUUGGAACUUAUUUUUUUAUAU
This is a messenger RNA of Culex quinquefasciatus (southern house mosquito), 4720 nucleotides long. RefSeq names its product nyctalopin. The record is from RefSeq and is a predicted model, not a curated record. The coding region runs from base 2171 to 4210 and encodes 679 amino acids. Gene Ontology annotation, molecular function: protein binding. The transcript has 8 exons. Lineage: Eukaryota; Metazoa; Arthropoda; Insecta; Diptera; Culicidae.